GUCGAUAAAUACGGUACGUCAUCCAAGUGUUUUUAUUUUAUUUCAAGAGAAAUAAUGCCACCAAAAGCUAGCGGAAAGGCAGCGAAAAAAGCCGGAAAGGCUCAAAAGAAUAUUUCGAAAGCCGAUAAAAAGAAAAAAAGGAGGAGGAAGGAAAGUUAUGCUAUUUACAUUUACAAAGUACUUAAGCAAGUUCAUCCUGACACCGGUAUAUCGAGUAAAGCUAUGAGUAUAAUGAAUAGUUUUGUUAAUGAUAUAUUCGAACGUAUCGCCGCCGAAGCAUCCAGAUUGGCUCAUUAUAAUAAACGUUCAACAAUUACAAGUAGAGAAAUUCAAACUGCAGUGAGACUACUUCUUCCCGGAGAAUUGGCAAAACACGCAGACAGUGAAAGAACUAAAGCAGUUACCAAAUAUACUAGUUCUAAAUAA
Diorhabda sublineata is the source of this 426-nucleotide messenger RNA. Its product is annotated as histone H2B-like. The transcript has a single exon. The record is from RefSeq and is a predicted model, not a curated record. Bases 55 to 426 code for a protein of 123 amino acids. Gene Ontology annotation, molecular function: structural constituent of chromatin; protein heterodimerization activity; DNA binding. Gene Ontology annotation, cellular component: nucleosome. NCBI's taxonomy places the organism in Eukaryota, Metazoa, Arthropoda, Insecta, Coleoptera, Chrysomelidae.